This is a messenger RNA of Fomitopsis serialis, 1692 nucleotides long. RefSeq names its product amidase signature enzyme. Bases 1 to 1692 code for a protein of 563 amino acids. The record is from RefSeq and is a predicted model, not a curated record. The transcript is spliced from 7 exons. Lineage: Eukaryota; Fungi; Basidiomycota; Agaricomycetes; Polyporales; Fomitopsidaceae.
AUGUUCGCGUCCCGGCGCCAUCACGCAGACUGCGCACGGAAGCAGCAGGAACUCCUGCACAAGCGCAGCACGCUUCCUCCGAUCUACUCGGAACCACUCACAGACGGUGACCAAAAGAUACUCUCGCUCUCGCUUUCGCAAGUCGUCUCUGAAUGCAAUGCGUAUACCAUCUCCCCUGAGGCGGUCUUGCACGCGUACGGAAAACGCGCUCUCCUCGCGCAGGACGCGACAAACUGCCUUGCUGACGUCAUGAUCGACGAGGCAGACCGCGACAUACUCCUGCAGAAACCACUGUCCGGAGUUGUCAUCAGCAUCAAGGAUUGUAUCAAUGUUGCGGGCCACGACACAACGCUUGGGUUUUCCUCCAGAACCGGCAGACCUGUAGAGACGUCUGCACCUUUGGUGAGGCUCCUACAUGAUGCUGGUGCACUGCUCCACGUGAAGACGACCGUACCCACCGGACUGCUCUCCUUUGAGACCGAGUCCGACGUCUUCGGCGCCACACUCAAUCCCUACAACCCCGCGUUCUCCCCAGGCGGGUCGACGGGCGGCGGAGCUGCUCUCGUGGCGUACCAAGGCUCCAUUAUCGAGGUCGGGACAGACGUCGGCGGGAGCACACGGUUCCCUGCGGCCUACUGUGGUGUCUACUCCAUGAAGAGCUCUGUUGGGCGUUUCCCGGCUGACGGGUGCGUACCAUGCAUGUCGGGCCAAGAAGCUUCUCCAACAGUGACAUCGCCCGUCGCCCGGACGCUCGACGAUUUGCGCGAGUUCUGGAAGCGAGUAGUGGAGAUGCAGCCGUGGCUGUACGAUCACACUUGUGUCCCCCUCCCAUGGCGCCCGGUCGAUUUCAUACUCAGUGGUCGAAAGCCGAAAUGGGGCGUGAUCUGGUCCGAUGGCAUUAUCCCUCCCUCGCCUGCGUGCCGGCGCGCGCUACAGGAGACUGUAGAUUCACUCAAGCGAGUAGGGCAUGAGGUCGUUGACUUCUCUCCUCCGCCCACGCUGGAAGGUCUCAUAGCCGGUUACCAACUUCUCUUCGGCGAUGGGGGUGUUGCGCUGCAUGCUUCACGCCGCUCCGGGGAGACGAUGAACGGUGCGCAACGCACCGUGCAGAUGCUGCUCUCCCUUCCGCUCUGGGUCAAGAGAUUCCUCGCAUCCAUGUACCGCCUCCUUUCGCGUCCGGAGGGUCGGAACGACGCCUGGGCGUCCCUCCUCGAAAGCUUCCACCCGAGGACCAUCGCGGAGGAGCGCGAGCAGGUGGUCGCGCGGGAGGCAUUCAAGGCAGCCUGGCACGAAGCAUGGCAAGAUCAGGGUGUCGACUUCGUUUUGAUAGUCCCACACGCCAUCCCCCCUGUGCCAAGAGGCGGCACCGGUACGGCAACGCUGGUGUCUGCGAGUUACUGUUUCUUGUUCAACAUUCUUGACUACUGCGCCGGGGUCGUUCCGGUUACGUACGUCGACCAAACUCUGGACCGAUUACCUGCAAACUUCAAACAGGGCAAUGAGUAUCAGAACAUGAACGAUAUCGCACGCGGCGUGUACUCGCUCUACGACGCAAGCGCUAUGCACGGACUGCCCGUCGCCGUUCAAGUUGUUGGGCAGAGACUCGAAGAGGAGAAGGUGCUCGCAGGGAUGGCAGAGGUCGAGCGUGCACUUUGGGACGCAGGGCGCGGCUUUGUAGCCAGGAAAUUCUGA